AAGAGGGUGAUUGUCGCAGGAUGGGCCGAGGUAUAUAAAGGGUCGGAGCAGGGUCCACGGCACCAGUGGUGAGCGCGGUGCCAUCAUGACCAACCGCACAGCCCUCAUGCUGCUGGCCCUGGCGGCGGCGGCUGCUGCAGCGCCGUACGGAGAUGCCGUUCCCCGUUGCUCCACGGAGUGCCCCGUUGCCGCGGCCAAGUUCUCCUUCAUUCCGGGGAAGACCUAUUCCUACACCUACACUGGAAAGUCGAAAGUUCAGCUGAAAGGUGUGGAAGGAGGUCUCGUGGAGACACGCUGGGAGAAAACUGUGCUGAUGACGUGGCUCAGCCCAUGCGACGUGGCACUCUCCUUCAAAGACACAAAGGUGGACGGCGAGGCCGGUCCGCCUGGCGCAAGCAUGCUGGAAAAGUACCCACUAGUGGUGGCUAUGACCGAUGGCCGAGUGCAGCGGGUGUGCAGUCAUCCCGACGACGACACCUGGGCAAUCAACAUGAAAAAGGGCGUCGCCUCGGCCCUACAGAUCAGUCUGCCGUCCCUCUCCACCAGCAACUCAGGACUCAACUAACG
Molecule: messenger RNA, 567 nt
Organism: Eriocheir sinensis (Chinese mitten crab)
Lineage: Eukaryota; Metazoa; Arthropoda; Malacostraca; Decapoda; Varunidae
Product: vitellogenin-like
Exons: 3
Coding region: 86-565 (159 amino acids)
Biological process (GO): lipid transport
Molecular function (GO): lipid carrier activity
Source: RefSeq, a predicted model, not a curated record